Molecule: messenger RNA, 3459 nt
Organism: Ziziphus jujuba (common jujube)
Lineage: Eukaryota; Viridiplantae; Streptophyta; Magnoliopsida; Rosales; Rhamnaceae
Product: UPF0481 protein At3g47200-like
Exons: 2
Coding region: 1534-2853 (439 amino acids)
Source: RefSeq, a predicted model, not a curated record
UUUAUUUUUUAUUUAUUUUUGUCUUUUAAGUCUUUUCCGUAGACUUUUAAUUUUAUUUCAUUAUGAAUUUUGUAUUCCAAGAAAUCUGUUGUUUCAUCAAAAAGCCUCAAAGGAGGAACUGCCAUGGAAACCUUCCUUGGUGUGCUCUUCAAUACUUGUACGACUUGACCAUGGAAAAUGACUAAAGCAGCAGGUCCCUCGCUGAACUUGUCGUCUAUUUCUUCUAAGCCAAUUUCUCAUUAAUUAGCCAUUCCAAAUCCAUAUCCCGAUCGGAUGUAGAAAAAUUGAACAUUGUGGAUCUGAUGAGAAAUUUUCUGAUUUCAUCGUUCCAAGAUGUUCAAAGUGAUCAUCGAAUGCCGGAGAGGCCACAACUCACUCCAUGUGUAACUAAUCUUAUGGAGGCACAAAUGGAGAGCAAUUCUGAUGCGCGAUUAUUUUAAAACCCCUUGGACCAUCAUUUCUUUAGUUGCCACCAUCAUUCUUCUGGUUCUUACCAUCUUGCAGACUUAAUUAAGCAAUCUUAUUGAUGCAUGCACGACAAUACAUAACUAGGAUUUUCUUUACAAUAUUUUAAUUUUCAUCAUAAUUUACUUUCUUGGUCCUUAAGAUUGGUCGAAAGUUUUGAUUUUUUUUUUUUUUUUUUUGAAGCUGUAAUUUUUGUGUUUUAUGUUUUCUUUGCUAAAGCAAGUACAUGUACUGGCAUUAUCUUAAGUUUGAUUUGUUUUCUUGGAUUUCUAAUAUUUCAGAUUAAGUUACAAAUUGUCUAAACAAUUAAUCAUUAAUCUCUGAGAUGGAAAUUAAUUAAUUAUCAUAUCUAAAGUAAUUAACCGUCAAGUGAGGUGGGCUUAGUUGUUAAACCACUCACAUUUACCUCUCAAAAGUAAUGGAUACGAGACACUGAGGUGAUAAAAUUACCUGGGUAGCAUGCUGAGAGCGCAAUGAGUAUGAGUGGAAAAGUGGCAAUCCUCAUUCUCACACAGUAAUAAACACCCUGAUCAGGGUCUCUAAUUUCUUCGCAGUAAUAUGGAUCAUCUUCAUGAUCUCCUUUGAAGGAAAGGGUAAAAGUGAGAGAGGUUGCACAUGCAAUUCCUCAUGAUAAACCAUCGUCCUCACAGGGACACAACGGGGAAUGAAUAUUGAAAUUGCAAGGAAAACAGCGGAAUAAAUCCUUGUUGCAGGGGUUAUUACAAGCAGCACAUAGAGUAGUACUAUGGUCGGGGAGACCUAUCUCAUUGGAAUGCGCAAGAGGAUGCUCAUGAAGAUCGUGUUUCAAAGUGGGCUUUCGGGAAAGCUUCAUCCGACAUCCAGGUUGAAGAGAUCGCACUCGAAGCAGUGAAGGACGAAGCCUAUCUUGAACACCUUGCGACGGGCACUGCACCAACGUGCCUUCUUCAUAAGGACUACUACUAGAGAUUGAUGGGAAUGAAAAGGGAGGGCGUAUGUAUACCCGGUGUUCUGAAGUUAAGGCAAAGGAUAUACAAGUUUUAGGGAAUUGAAGAGGGUUCUUGAGGCUAAUUGGAGGAUUUAACUACCAUGGCAACUCAAGAACAUACCAAUAACAAUGGAGAUUAUACUUCAGUUUCUCUAGAAGAUAAUGACGAUGAUGAAGCAUUGGCUAAUUCCAUGGAAGCAAGGCUUUACGAUGACUCACCCUUGUCUGCAAAGUGUUGCAUCUUCAGAAUUCCUGACGUAUUUCGCAGACACAACGAGAAAGUAUACGAACCAGAUGUGAUUGCCAUCGGACCCUUCCACCACAGAAAACCAAGCUUGCAGCCGAUGGAAAUUGUGAAAAAAUGGUAUUUACGAACCCUUCUCUCACGUUUGAAUAUAAGCAUGCUUGGCUUGGUUAAAGGCAUUAAAGAAUUUGAGAAACGUGCACGUGACUGUUAUCAAGAACCGAUUGAUCUUGAUCAGAAUGAAUUCAUAGAAAUGCUAAUCAUUGAUGGUUGUUUCUUGGUCGAACUUUUUCGUAAAGAGACGAUUUCUGAAUUAAGAAGCAUGGAUGAUCCUAUAUUCAAUAUGGCUUGCAUGCAUCAAUUUUUAUACCAUGAUUUGUUGCUGCUUGAAAAUCAGCUUCCUUGGUUUGUUCUUCAAUACUUGUUCAACAUGACCAUGGAAAAUGACCGAAAAACCUUGUCCCUUACUGAGCUUGUCCUCAAAUUCUACCAAACCUAUUUCUCACUCAUUAACCAUACCAAAUCCACUCCCCGAUUGGACGAAGAAAACUUGCACAUUGUGGAUCUGAUAAGAAAUGUUCUGAUUUUAUCAUUUCCAGGUGUUGAAAGUGAUGAAAUGCCAGAGAAGCCACAACUUAUUCCUUGUAUAACUGAACUUAUGGAGGCAGGAGUCAAAUUCACCAAGAGAUCCUCAGAUAACCUGCUGGAUAUAGUUUUCAGUAACGGGACUUUUGAAAUUCCACCGCUUUCGAUCCAAGAGACCACAGAGCCUAUCUUCAGAAACCUGAUUGCUUUUGAGCAAUGCUAUCACGGUUGUGAAGAUAAGAUCACUUCUUAUGCAAUUCUGAUGGAUAACCUCAUCAGCACCAGCAAAGACGUGGAAAUUCUUUGUGACAAAGGAAUUAUUGAUAAUUGGUUGAGCGCUGAAGAUGUUUCUCAGUACUUCGACAGACUCUACAAUGACACCUUUGUGACCAAUUUCUACUACAGCGAUCUCUGCAAAGGAGUGAACAAAUAUUAUCGGACAAAAUCCCACAGAUGGAGAGCAGUUUUGAUGCGUGAUUAUUUUACAACCCCCUGGACUAUCAUUUCUGUUGUUGCUGCCUUCAUCCUUCUUGUUCUUUCCUUUUUGCAGACUUUCUACUCGAUUAAGCAAUCUUACUCUUCUGGUGACUAAAAAUUUGGCAAGAAAUUUAAACCGCCUUCAUUCUAUUGUGGAAUGUACUAAGUAGUCUUUCAACACCAUGAAAUGACAUAUAUUAGGUACCUCAGAGAGGGAAGAAAUGAAACUAUCUGGUUUUUCUUUUCCAUAUAGUAUGUUGCAAACUUGCAGCAAGAUAUACAAGGUGUUUUGUGAUUUUGGGAUCUGAUUUUGUCAGCAACUUUGGGCAAAAGAGUUCAUACAUAACUAAUUCCAACAUUAUGUUGGAAUUCUAUGAUGACAGACUUUGGAUAAUUUCAGUGUAAGUUUGAUUUCUUUAAUUCCACAAUUUCCUGUUUAUUGUCAUUGAGAUCAAUUUGAAAGCUCAUCUCAAUGUAGAAAUAAUGUUCUGCUAUCACUUUAUAUUUAUCAUGCAGUACCAAUGUUGUGCUGAAGAUGCUGUAAUAAUAAGAGUAUAUAUAGAGGGUAAAACAGAGGACCUUUUUAUAAACAGAGGAUUUCCAGUAGGCUUUACCAUGACACAGUUUGGUGACCACUACAGAAAUCUCCGCAAGAGGGUAAAUGUAUUCGUAUUUUUUUUUUUUUUUUUUUUGUCCAAGUAUUAUUUUUUUUUCUUUGUUA